GCUCUGCUGAACACUAAUCCCACGGAGCCUGCCGACCACGAAUGCGAAAACGAGCCCUCUCCACCCCCAUCGCUCCCGCACUUGCCACCCGCCCCACAGACUCCGAAAGAUGACAGUGAUUUCGUCUCAAGAGCGCUUCAGGGAUUCAUCAACACAAGAGCCCUAGGCUCCGAAAGCACACAUUUUCUUGCCUGCAAGCAUUGCCGAGGCGACAUCCUUGACCUCUAG
Molecule: messenger RNA, 228 nt
Organism: Dibothriocephalus latus
Lineage: Eukaryota; Metazoa; Platyhelminthes; Cestoda; Diphyllobothriidea; Diphyllobothriidae
Source: the annotation of a GenBank genome assembly